Oryza brachyantha (malo sina) is the source of this 1951-nucleotide messenger RNA. Its product is annotated as la-related protein 6B-like. Gene Ontology annotation, molecular function: mRNA binding. The record is from RefSeq and is a predicted model, not a curated record. Gene Ontology annotation, biological process: RNA processing. Bases 149 to 1600 code for a protein of 483 amino acids. Lineage: Eukaryota; Viridiplantae; Streptophyta; Magnoliopsida; Poales; Poaceae. The transcript is spliced from 10 exons. Gene Ontology annotation, cellular component: nucleus.
CCUUCUCCGCCAUUACCCACCCCGAGCUCUCCCUUGUACCCCCGCCGCCGCUACUAGACCAGGCUCGCGCUAUUAUCCCCUAUAUCAGCCGCUAUCACGAGCUACUAGUAGCGGCCGGCCCUCUCUACUGCUACCUGGCUUUGCCCCGAUGAUGCCGCAGCAGGAGGUGGCCGACCAGAUCGCGGCGGAGCGGCCAGCGGGGGGGCUGCAGAGGAGCGGCUCGGCCAGCCGGCUCAACGCGCAGGCGCCGGAGUUCGUGCCGCGGGUCGCCCCCGCGGCGGCGCCCCCUCCGCCGCCGCAGGUGAUCCGCGUGUUCGCCGCGGCUCCUCCCCCUCCGCCGCCGCCGCGGGCGGCCUACUUCGCGGCGCCGCCGCCGCACCACCGGCCGUUCGAGUACUACGCGCCGGUGAGGGGUGGUGGGGGUGGCUUUGCCGCCGCCGCCGCCGAGGAGCAGGAGCCGGAGGUGGAGCGCGCUUCGCCGGAGGCGGUGGAGCCGCUGGUAGACGGGCUACCCGACGAGGUGGUGCACAAGAUCACCAAACAGGUGGAGUUCUAUUUCAGUGAUAUAAAUCUAGCAACGACGGAACACCUGAUGAGAUUUAUUACCAAGGACCCUGAGGGAUAUGUGCCAAUAACAGUAAUUGCUGGCUUCAAUAAAAUAAAAGCGUUAGUGCAUAAUAAUUCAAUGCUUGCCGCAGCUCUUCGUACCUCAUCAAAACUUGUUGUAAGUGAUGAUGGGAAACGAGUCAAGAGGCUCCAGUCAUUUACUGAAUCUGAUAUGCAGUACCUCCAGUCCCGAAUAGUUGUUGCAGAAAAUCUUCCUGGUGAUCCCUGUUAUCAGAAUCUUAUGAAGAUCUUUUCAGCUGUUGGCAGUGUGAAGACCAUUCGAACUUGUUAUCCUCAAUCUUCAAAUGGCAAUAGUCCUGCUACUAAUAGAUCUGCCAAGCUAGAUAUGCUGUUUGCCAACAAGCUGCAUGCUUUUGUGGAGUAUGAGACUAUUGAAGAUGCUGAGAAGGCGAUUCUGGAGCUUAAUGAUGAGAAGAAUUGGAGAAAUGGGCUUAGAGUUAGGUUGUUGAAUACCUGCACGACAAAGGGGGCAGGCAAAGGGAAAAAGGGAAUUUAUGAAGCUGAUGGAAAUGGCGAGGAGGAUGUCUCCACUUCAAACCAAUCAAAUGAGAAGCAACUCGAACAGCCCUCUCUAUUGUCAGAUAUGUUGCCAGACCACUUGUUCGAUGACGGUUCCAAUGAUAAGGAAGGUCCAAGACGUGGCAGAGGUCGCGGUCGUGGUGGCAGAGGGCGAGGGCGUGGCUACCAUCAGCAUAACAACAACCACCACCACCAGAACUACCCCAACGGUCAGCACCACAAUCACCAUGGCAGCAACCACCACCACCAAGGUAGCAACCGCGGUGGUGCCCAUCAUGUCGGUACUCCGCCCAAUCAGCAGCAAGCCAAGCCUGAGCAGCACCUGCAGCUGCCAAUUGGCGCCACCAAGCAGCCACCUGGCCCCCGCAUGCCAGAUGGCACCCGGGGUUUCGCCUUGGGCAGAGGGAAGCCGCAGCCGUUGCUACCAGGUUUGUGUGCGGCCGUCGAGCCUUGAAAACCCUAUUGAUUCAUCGUCAUGAGAGGUAUUCCGGUGAGUAUGCUGGUGUGGUGAUGAUAGAGAUGGCUGGAGGACUUGUCAUUUUCAGAACAUGUUGCUUGAUUUUUGAUGGGUCUGUGGUGAAGUGUUUGGGACCGUCUGGUUAUGGUAUUGGUAUUGUCAUGUGCUUUGAAGCCAAACGUACGUUCUGGUUGGUGAGUUGCAUGGUUUUAAAGCUGGUUACCACUACCAUUUUGUAUCUCUAUUUUUGGACCCCAAGUUUACUACAUGGGGAAGAGUGGAAGACAUUAUUCAUCAAAAAAUGUUACAAAAAAAAAAGCAGAGUAAAAGAUGAUGAUGCUUGUGUCU